Molecule: messenger RNA, 6432 nt
Organism: Camelus dromedarius (Arabian camel)
Lineage: Eukaryota; Metazoa; Chordata; Mammalia; Artiodactyla; Camelidae
Gene: SLC35B4
Product: solute carrier family 35 member B4
Exons: 10
Coding region: 259-1254 (331 amino acids)
Biological process (GO): transmembrane transport
Cellular component (GO): endoplasmic reticulum membrane; Golgi membrane
Molecular function (GO): UDP-N-acetylglucosamine transmembrane transporter activity; UDP-xylose transmembrane transporter activity
Source: RefSeq, a predicted model, not a curated record
CCUGGGAAGUGUAGUCUGGCCCGAACUCGGACGCCCCCUCGGAUGGAUGGGCCCCCGCUGCCUGCGAGCUACAGCUCUUCCUCCGCCAGCGUCGGUGGCGGCCGCGGGGAAGGGGGUGACUGCGGCGGCCCGAGGAGAGCAGCGUUCCGGGACGGUGGUGAUGUUCAGUGCCGCGGCGAAGCGGCAGCCAGGCUUCCUGGGGUAGCGGUCUAGGCGGGCGCUUCCUCUGCGCGCUCGCUUCCUCUCCGCCGCCCGGCCAUGCACCCGGCCUUCGCGGUGGGCCUGGUUUUCGCAGGCUGCUGCAGUAACGUGAUCUUCCUAGAGCUCCUGGCCCGGAGGCAUCCAGGAUGUGGGAACAUUGUGACGUUUGCACAAUUUUUAUUUAUUGCUGUGGAAGGCUUCCUCUUUGAAGCUGAUUUGGGAAGGAAGCCGCCAGCUAUCCCAAUAAGGUACUACGCCGUGAUGGUGACCAUGUUCUUCACCGUCAGCGUGGUGAACAACUACGCCCUGAACCUCAACAUCGCCAUGCCGCUGCACAUGAUAUUUAGAUCCGGUUCCCUAAUUGCCAACAUGAUUCUAGGAAUUAUCAUUUUGAAGAAAAGAUACAGUAUAUUCAAAUAUACCUCCAUUGCCCUGGUGUCUGUGGGGAUAUUUAUUUGCACUUUCAUGUCAGCAAAGCAAGUGACUUCCGAGUCCAGCUCGAGUGAGAAUGAUGGAUUCCAGGCAUUUGCAUGGUGGUUGCUAGGUAUUGGGGCACUGACUUUUGCUCUUCUGAUGUCAGCAAGGAUGGGUAUUUUCCAAGAGACUCUCUACAAACAAUUCGGAAAACACUCCAAGGAGGCUUUGUUUUAUAAUCACGCCCUUCCACUUCCUGGUUUCAUCUUCUUGGCAUCUGAUAUUUAUGACCAUGCAGUUCUAUUCAAUAAGUCUGAACUGUAUCAAGUUCCAGGCAUUGGUGUGACAGUGCCCAUCAUGUGGUUCUACCUCCUCAUGAAUGUCAUCACUCAGUACGUGUGCAUCCGCGGUGUGUUCAUCCUCACCACAGAGUGCGCCUCCCUCACCGUCACGCUCGUCGUGACUCUCCGCAAGUUCGUGAGCCUCAUUUUCUCCAUCUUGUAUUUCCGGAACCCUUUCACCCUGUGGCACUGGCUGGGCACCUUGUUUGUCUUCCUUGGGACCCUCAUGUACACAGAGGUGUGGAACAACCUGGGGACCAGCAAAGGCCAGCCUCAGAAGGAGGACAAGAAGAACUGACGCCUGCCUGGAGCUGAGAGACCGGAGGCAGAGGGGAGCCGGAUGCGGCCACCAUUUCACCUUGGUUCGUGCCGAAUUACCCCCCACGCAUCGAACCAGCCCUGCACCAGAGAAUCCUCAGAGAGGGGACUUCUCGGGUUUCUCAUGACUAUAAAGAUGGCAUUUAUGGACUCUGGAUUAGAAGCCCCUCAACCCUGAAACAGAAAAAACAGUUCUCUAUGGUUGAACAGCCGGUCCAUUUGGUGUAUGUUUUGUUUACCAGAAUAUUCAGCACUGUGCUUACUGACGUCUGCGUCCCCAGAGCUGCUGGUUUUACAUCCGUGGUCUCGGACAAGAUGAUCCCUUUUGUUGCUGUUCUGAAGAUUCCCGGCCACAACAGUCAUUAUGCUUCUGUGGCCUUGUCCCCUUGUUCUGUCACCCUGCCACCCCUCAGCAGAACUUUUCAGUCAGUCAGACACUUGAGGCACCUUCACCAGGAACAACAAGUGGCCAAAGGAACAGAGACACGGGUGACCCUGGGGCUGGACCUUCUCUGCUGUGCUGGGAGAGAAGUGGUCGUCCCCAGGAGCCCUGCCGACACCGGAGCAGGCCCGGUGGGAAUCCUUUUCCACGUUUUGCUGGGGUUUUUUUUCCUACGCAGAAGUCAUACGCUUUCACACCUCCUGUGUUCUGUACUUAGAACAAACCUGCAGCAUCCCUCUAUGGCUCAACAUUAAUAAGAAAGAGAGGUUGUGUAUGAAUUAGGAAAGACAGACAUUUCCUCCCAGCCUUCUACAUGCAGCCCAUCAGCCUGGAGCUGAGAUGGUUAACGCCAGGAGAAGCCUGGCCCUGGUGGCACCCAGAGAGCCACGGCUCCCCUGCCGGGCUGGUUCCAAGUGGGCAGGUCUUUGAAAGGCUUCUUACCCAGAGAGAUUCAGCUCUGCCCGGCAUCUCUGAUAGAGUCAUGACCAGUCAGGCUAAUGAGUAAACCCGUUUCUAGUGGGUGUGAUGCGUCAAUCGGGCCAAAUCACAACCAACAUGGAAAGUUUUUCUCGUUAUUUAUUUUUUUAAUAAGGCAUCUUAAUGUUCUUGAUCACUAUGCGGGGGUAUGUGGUUUAUUAUAUGUAGAAACAUGACCCUCUUUUGCUAAUCAUCUCAAAGGUCCAAUUUUCCUCCCAUGUGAUACUUUUGAGAGAGAGGACCAGGGUCAGGGUAGUGUGUGUAGGUGUGUGUGUGUGCUCUUGUGUGGUUUGUGAUCACUCAAGAGGAGAAUGGAGCACAGAAGUGAGUGUUUUUAUCUCUGUUCUUCACUUAGCCUGGGCCUCCACCGCCUCACCCAGGUACGUGCUCUGGAGGCCAGCAGACUCACCAGCUCCUCUCUUUGCACCCGGACAGAGGCCUCUCCUUUUGCACUGGAUGCAGGCUGUGUUCUUAGAUCAAGAGGCUGCUCCCUGCGUCUCCUGGGCUCGCCCAGGGGGUGGUGUGUUUAUUCCACUGUCGAGCUGUUCUCUGAUAGGGUCUGAGAUAAGUGUCCUAGAACCACUGGGUCACUUUGGGGAGGUCUCUUAAGCUGCCUUGGGGUUUUUGAUACCUAAAAUGUGGCUACUGUUUCUCCAAAGUUAGAGGGUUUUCAGAUCAAUUUGUUGAUCUGGACAUGGACAGCUGUGCGGUGCCAGUGAGGGUCUGUGCUAAGCGAUGCUGAAUGAGGCGCGAACCUGUGCAUGGACUCGAAAGGUACUGUCCUUGAACUAUGUAGAGGUCCUCAGACUGAUGGUGCUAUGAAUACCACGUGUUAAAUACCCUCUUAAACAACAACAAAAGCUACUUUUCUUACUGUUUCAUAGCAGAACCUGUCCCUCGGGGCUGUUUGGUAGCUGCAUAUCUGGAGUCUUGACAGGAUAACUCUGGACAAAGCUUUACAUUUAUAGUAAUCACCCUUUUUAUGUCGAUGGGAAAUGUUACCUUUCCUAGUAACCGAAACAGUGUUGAUGUACACAGACAGCAUUUAACUGAGCCGAUUAGGUUUUAAAUUCUGGUUUUAGUGAAUAUGUGUUCCUCUCAGUCUGAAUACCUCUGUUGGUCUUAUUAACAGGAGGAUACGUGUGGGCAGAUGAGGGCCCGCGUACAACACAAUGAGCGCGUGUAAGAACAGGAUGCCGGACGUGCUGUGGGAAUUGGCUUUUAUCUCUCGUCUUUGGAUAUAAGGAAAUACAUCUAACAGACACCAGUUAAUAUUUUUAAAAACAAUUUAUUCCCCUUGGUUAACUUAGUUUUCAAUCCAGGCUGAAAUUGAUUUCAGCCCCUUUUAAAAGGGAAAAAAAAAACGUUUUGCAGAGGGUCAGAUACCUACUAACUGGAGGAGAAAGGUCUCUUAAAGUCGUCUCCUCUUUCUCUGGGUCAAGACUAUGUAAUUUUGUGCCCCACAGAUAGAGGGUAUAGUUUGUUAACAAAACCCUUAGAAGAUCAAAUAACAAAUGAGACCAGCCAGAAAACAUACUGUGUGUGUGUGUACUUCUGUGCCCACUUCGCAGCUUGACCAGAGUCCUAGAUGAGGUAACAGGAGAAAACAGUGGACAUGUGAAUUAUUUUAAUUUAAUGUCUAUUCUUUACUACAAUUCUUGUCACAUUACAAACGCUUUUUCAUUUUUUAAUAGGAAUUUAUUUUGACCCUUUAUUUGCUUUUUUAUCCAACUAAAACCAUUAAUGCACUUGAUAAGUUUCUAUCAAGUUCUAAAGUAUUUAGACACAAUUCAAAUAGUUGGAUUUUUUUUGUACCUUCUUCCUGCCUAGUUAUCCAAAAUGAAAUGCUGUGGAGCUUGAAUUUGGUCAUUGCGUCAAGUGAAGAAAAACCGUGAAAGCUGAGUUGGUCUGUGCCACUUCCACCAAACCUUUUCCAUUCUUCUGGGAAGAUGACCUGAUAUAUUUUAAGGAUUCUAAUAAAUACCUUGUGGUCAUUUCCUGAGUGCCUUUCCUCCCUUCUGCAUAUAUUUUUUAACUUCCUAACCCCCAUGUCCAGUUUCUUCAUCAGCCUCCGUUCACUUGGAUACUUUUCUGCUGAGUAACAGCUCUAUUCUUGUAUCUGUUUAUGCCUCUAUUCUUUGGGGCUUCUGGGUGUUUUUGUGGAUUUUUACAGGGUAUAUAUAUCUGUGUAGCAUGUAUUUUGUUAUACACUGUUAUAAGCACUGAUACUGGGGUGGGGGUGUCUGUGAGGAUGAGAAUAUCUGGCGGAAUAUAUGAGUAUAUGUGUAAUGAGUAUGAAUGUGAAGGGUUAAUGUAAAAAUGUUAAUAUUUUCUGUUACAGCUCAGGGUGGGGCUGAGAAUCCUUACCACCGUUCCUGUCUGUAUUUGGAAAACAGUAGUUUUCAUACUUUACUCUUUUUACACUACCUCCAGCUGAUUUUGCUCGCAGUGCCAGAUGCCUGUGGUGAGGGGAGGUGGAAAACACCAGGUCGGGAAUAACCGUAAACCAGUAAAUUAGCUCUGGGCCAGUGGACGUGCUCAUCGGUGGACCAGCUGGCAUGGCAGACAUUGUAGCAAAGACCUGAGCAUCUGACAGAUGCACAUGGAGAAGAAUGGCAUGGAGAUCUGAAAUCGAGAUCCUCCAUUUGUUGUAGUUUUUUCUCUUUGGCUAGGAGUAAAUAGAAUUAUGAGUAAUUCUGCCCUUAUUAGAUAAACAAAGCAUUUUAUUCUCAAUAGCUUUAUCCUGAAAAGUGUGCGGGGAACUCAUCUGUGACAGUUCAUUCUUAGGUUGAAAGAACUGUCAGUAUAGAUAAAAUCCAUUGUUACUAACUGAUUGGUGUGACAUUUGAAAAUAAGUAUAAACAAUAUUUGUCAGUAAAAGAACUAGUCAUAAGUGUCGGAAUACAUUCAGUAUGUACCGGGCUGGGGUGGGAGACUCUGUAGUGUGCUCUUUCUAGCAGCUUCUUCACAGUGGACAGUGCAGAGAAGAGAGGGACCAGGGAUGACAUCUCACUCAGUUCUGUACUGCCAGCCCCUGCACAGAGUCUGACUUGCAUCCCAGGAGUAAAUGAACGCUUGCUAAGAUCUUAUUCCCUCACCUGAUGAUGGCUUCUAAUUCCUGUUCCCACUCUUCAUCAGCUGGUUGGCAGGAACACAAAUAAGAGGAAACAUUCCUAAGGUUCUAAGCCAGAGACAGAAGGGAGGAUAUACACCAGGGAUGGGGGGGGGUGCAGCUUUUGCUCUCUGGUUACCUGGUGCGAGGAGGGCAGAGAAUUAUAGACUUAGCGUCUUACAUCAUUUGGUGCUCAGUGCAGGGACAUGCCCUCAGGGUUCUAUUAGGAUUCUUAGAAGUUUCUGAAGUAGGCUGCUUGGGGUGACCCUUAACCUCACCAUAGGUAGUUGGUUUGUAUUGGCUGGUGCCUGGGGCACAUUGUCCUUUUGUCGUCUCGGUAUCAUGCUGACACCACUUCCCUGAGCUUUACCUAUGAAAUCACUAAACAUCCUACCAAAUUUCCUCAAUUUCAAUCAAGUAAGGCAAGCUACAAGGGUACCACAGAUAGGUAGGGGGGAAGAGCUUGGUCUACAUUUAGAAGUCAUGACUUACAUUUUUUAAAGGAGAAGGCUGUAACAGUUCCUUGGCACAUUGAAUUAUUUAUUUCUUUUCAGAUGUAAAGAAGACUCCCGUGAAACAACAAGAGAAGCAGUAGUUACUCCCCAGAGCAAUAAAACUGUCUUUGUGUAUCACUUGCAAUCACAAGUCAUUUCUGUGCUAGUUGCUUUCAUUCCAGAGAAUGGUAUCCUCCUCCAAAAAAGAGGAUGAUUUUCAAAGUAGGAUUUCCUAACAGAUUAUGUGGCGUGGGGCUAGGGGAGGGCUGGUGGGGAUUUGAUUUAUUCAGCCUCUGAGCUCUUGAUUCAGCAUUACAAUUUAAGAACAAAGAUUGGAGGAGGAGGAGGGACUAGACAGCGGUGGAGGAUGUAGAACAUUAGUGAGCAUUCAGAUUUUGAGCUGUGUAAAUAUCAAAUGUCGGCUUCCAGCCUUAUGAGUUAUUUGAGCAGAGAGUUAAGAAGGAAAGGAAGAUUCUGAAUAAAAUGUUUGGCCCAACAAAUGGAAUGAGUCUUUUUACCAUGAUUUCUCACAAAGAGCAAUUUUCUACCUUCUGAAACAACUCAUCAGACACCUGGUUUUUAUCUUAAAUUGUACAACCAUUGUUUCUUAAUAAAAGUGAUACAUUUCUUGCA